AUGUUGUGCAAGCUCUUCGGUUCUACCAAAUGCAUUCUGCUCUUCUUCCUCGCUCUAUUCCUGAGACCUCCGACGUCAGCCUCGUGGGACAAUUCCCAGCCGGAAUGCCCCUACCCGUGCCUGCCGCCACCGACAUCAGUGACUAACUGCCCUCCACCGCCGCCGGCAGCCCCGGCAACGCCGACAGCAGGCUACCCGCCUCCACCACCGGGCACGCCGGGAUACUGGAACUACCCUCCGCCGUCGCCGCAGGGAUAUUACCCUUACCUCUCUACACCGCCCCCUCCUAAUCCAAUCUUGCCAUGGUUCCCUUGGUACUACUACAAGUCGCCGCCGUCGGCUUCGGUGGCUCCUCCUCUCGAGAAAUAUUCUCUCAGAAAGAUCGUCAUCAGCAUGCUAGGAAUGAUGAUGUGCUUAGUUUUUAUUUAG
Musa acuminata AAA Group (dessert banana) is the source of this 429-nucleotide messenger RNA. RefSeq names its product leucine-rich repeat extensin-like protein 3. The coding region runs from base 1 to 429 and encodes 142 amino acids. The record is from RefSeq and is a predicted model, not a curated record. The transcript has a single exon. Lineage: Eukaryota; Viridiplantae; Streptophyta; Magnoliopsida; Zingiberales; Musaceae.